UGUCACGUGAUGAUGACUUCCUGUUUUGGAAUGUAAACGAAGGUGUACAACAUUUAAAUGCAAAAUGAUACAAUAUCACGGGGCUGUUUUGCCCCUGAUAUGUAUCCUAAUGUGCUGUUUAGUAAAACUUUCUUAUGAGGAUCAGAUUGUAGUCAGCACACGCCAUGGCUCAGUGAGAGGUUUCAGCAUCCCCUCUCACUAUUCAAGAUAUGACAACAGAAAAAUUAAUAUAUUCCUUGGUGUCCCAUAUGCGAAAAGACUAACACAAUAUCUAGACUGGCGAAGAGAGUUUCGUUUUAAUAGACCAGAUAAACCAAGUUGGUCAGGGACUUGGGAUGCCAGUUAUUACAGACCAGCCUGCCCACAACAUAUGUGGCAUGUCAAAGAAACUGUCCCUGGAUUCAACAAACAAAAUGUCAGUGAAGACUGUCUUUACAUGAACAUAUUUGUACCUCAUGAUACAGAUGAGAUUCCCAGUAACAGUCCUACGUUGUAUCCAGUUAUGGUGUUUAUACACGGUGGUGGCUUUGUUGUCGGAGCAUCACAACAAUAUCCUGGUGUAUUUCUGGCAGAGAGAAAGAUAGUAGUCGUCACAUUUAAUUAUAGGCUUGGACCACUUGGAUUUCUGAGCACUAAUUCUAGAGAUUCAUGGGGAAACUAUGGGAUGUGGGAUCAAAUCAGAGCAUUGGAGUUUGUUAAAGAGAAUAUAGAAGCAUUUCGUGGCAAUCCUAAUCUAGUUACAAUUGCUGGACAAAGUACAGGAGCUGCUUGUGUUGGACUUCACCUCUUGUCUCCAAGAUCUAACAGAUUAUUUGUGAGAGCUAUCAUGCAGAGUGGAUCUGAUCUUAGUGAAUGGGCCAUUAUUAAGUCUAACGAUGAUGCCAAGUCGUAUGCUAUAGAUCUAGCAAUGGAAAUAGGUUGUCCUACUGGUGACAUGUCUAGAUUGGUCAACUGUCUACAAGUAUCUAGAACAGCUGAUGAAAUUGUAAAUGCCUCAUCCUUAGUUAGACUGAAGCCAGCAUCAGUAGGAAAUCCCUGGGGACCAGUUGUAGACAUUGGACAGGGAGCUAUGUGGGCUUUCCUUCCUGAAACUCCAAGGUCAAUGAGAAGUCAAGAAAGAUUCAAAUUAUUUGAAGUUAUGGCGGGGCUCAAUAGGGAUGAUGGUUCAUAUUUUAUACCUAAUGUGCGAGAUUUAGAAGAAGGAAUUGAGAGUAACAAAUUCGGUAAUAUUAUCAAUGAAUUCCUGACUGAUAGAAAUGUGGAAGAUUUAUUCAACACAAAAGAUGCUUUAGAGUUUGAGUAUACAUGGUGGCCUCAGCCAGGAAACAAGUCUAUGAUUAGACAAAUGUUAAUGGAUAUGAUGACAGACUACAUGUUUGGUACAGGUCUUGAUGAAGUGGUGAAAGGUCAAGCUAAACACAAUAAAACAUAUGUUUAUAACUUUAACUAUUAUUCAUGGAAUGAUUAUUUACCACCAUGGAGAGGUAUAGCUCAUGGACAGGAGUUACAGUAUAUGUUUGGAUUUCCCUAUAUAAAUCAGACCUACAAGGACCUGUUUGGAGUAUACCCACGACAACAGUAUGAUUACCAAGAUAGAAAUAUCAGUGAAUAUAUGAUUAGUAUGUGGACAAACUUCACUGCAUCAGGAAAUCCUACACCAAAGACUUUUAAUACACUUUUACAUUUUAAGAAUGUUACCUGGUUACAGUAUAAUAACUUUAAUCACAGCUAUUUAGAGAUAGGAAAUACAUCUCGUAAUUUGAUAAACUAUAGACAGAAUCAUUAUGGCUUUUGGAGAAAGUAUUUUCCACAGCUUUAUAACAGACCUAACUUCAUAAAGAAUACAGGUUCAUCCAGUACUGAUGACCAGGGGAAGAAUUAUCAGAUAGCCACAUACUCCUUAGUAGGUCUAGCUGUACUACUAUCAGUUAUAGUGCUCUCAUUAUGUAUAGCAGUUUACAGAAGGAGGCCAAAGGACUAUUAAUAGAUGUUUAACAUGAGGAAUCUGUCUUUUACUUUUUAAAUUAGGUGUAUGAGAUUAUGUACAGUUAAAAAGUAUAAUGUCACUGACAUAUUUAAAAUAUCUUCUUUGUAAAAUAUCAUGAUUAUUGUGUUUAUAAAUGCAUUUAAAAUGCAACUUUUGCAUCCCUACUAAUGGGCAUUGGGUGCACAUUUUUAGAUUGUAAUCAGAUUUGGGUAGACUCAAAUUCAUUCAUAAAUAUGAUAAUUGUAAGCCUACCAUGGCAAAUAUAAUGUUUAAGGUAUAUCUUAAAAAGCAAAUUCUUCACUUGAAUUAUGUAUUUUCUGUACAUAACGGCACUUUCAAAACCAAACUGAAAUUGAGCUAAAGUUCAUAAAAUUUUAAGUGACAAAUAUUGGUUUGUGAAUGCAAAUACUGAUAAAUUUUAUGAUCUGUGCUAAAACAAAUUCAACUCAAACUCUCAUGAAGAUCAAUUCAUACAAUUAGAUAGUAUCUAAAUUUAUGUUGGUAAAGAAGUUAUUUUGUUGAUCAACACAAUUAGUUGUUCACAAGCGCUUAAUUGUUUUAUUUUUGUUUGUUUUUGUUUUUAUAUUGGUGAGUGCUGAAAUUUUGCAUCUUCAGUAGGAAUUAGAGGUCAAAAUAUUUUCUUUCUUUUCAAGUCUUUAUAGAAGUAUAACUUGUAAACAAUAUAUCGCUGUAUAAAUUGUUAGGACAUGUUGUUGCUUUAAAAAAAGUGCUAUAUAUAUCAUAUAUUUUGUUACUCAAAUGUAUAUACUAUUAACAGUAGAUAAAAAAUAGUAAUCAGAUGUAUAUUACCAUAUAAACAUUUUCCCCAAUCUAGAUUUUCUUAAAUCUUCAUGAAACCGUCUUCAUUUCAUUUAACCAAAGUAAUUUUUCAGUAUUCAUUGCAAAUUUAUUUUGAAAUUCAUUAUGUUAUUAUGUCUAAUGGGAGUCUCUUUACUAUGAAAGUGAUUUUAUAUGAAAAUUUCACUAUUGAUUUGUAAAUUUUAUGUUCAAAAUAUCAAUCUACUGUCUUAAGUUUGUUUCCUAUUGACUAAAAAAAGUUUAAUCCUUUAAAAAAGAUAAAUAUUUACAAAUUAGAAAUAAGCAUGUAAACAUUACUUUUCUCAGAAAGUGGGCCAACCAGUGGUAUAUCAUUAUUUUGAUCAGUGUUAUAUACAUGUUUGUUUUAAAUUUAAAGUUAAGUUUCAUGGUUUAUGGAAUUUAGUUUGCUUUGUUAAAAUAUGACAUCAUUUAUUAGUGAUUUUAAUCAAGGUUUUAAGGCAUAUUAAUUUUGGUUUAAUCUUUUUUAUUCUCUGAGUCUGUGACUCAAAUAACUGCAGCAGGUUGUAUGUUUUCCCUGGAAGACAAUUUUAUGCAAAUUUUGUAUAUAAAAAAUUAUUUUUAAAUGUUUUACUUCUUAAUGUCUGAUUUUGUUUACAAAAUCUAUAGCAAUAUGUAUAUAUGUAUAUAAACAGAUAUAAGCGUCCAAUUUUAAGUUCUUUGUAUAUCUUUUGUUUUUUAACCUGAUUUGUCCCAGCUACAGUUAUGUAUAAUUUUUCAUGUUUGUUCCACAUCAUACAUUCCGUUUUAAAAUCACCAUAAAAAUUGAUAAAUUUUCAUGGAUACCAAUGUUCAUGGAUUUAGGAAAAUGUAUGUUCGUAGAUACUUGAUUUCAUGAUUUUGGAAAAGUCUACAUAGUUUUUUACAAGCAUUUAGAAAAUUAGUACUUCAUUGAACAUUUUGUUGGUUUACCCUUACCUUUGGAAACUGCUUUUCCAUGAAUAACAAUGAAUCUUCAGUUACACAAACAUUUACCUAUACCAGGUGUGAUCUUUAAGCUGACUUUUUAGCAAGGAGUUUUCACUCAUCAUCAAGUCAAAUUUGGUUGUUUUGUUACAAAUGUGCCAUAUGUAUGUGUUGUUGAUAUAUUUAACUGUUUGUUAUCUCACUUUUUUUUAUUAUUCAAUGUCUGCCUCAAUAGAUAGAUUUGAAAUAUUUUCAAUCAUGAUUUCUUAAAAUUUCUACUAAAUCAAAUAUUUUUGUCAGAAAGUACAACUUUGAGAUAACUAUAGUAAAAUGUACUUUAAGUUGAAGUUUAUAUUGUAGUGUUUUAUAUAUAAAGGAAAUGAUUUCUGAUAAUUAUAGUACAGAAAGUUAUACUUAAGGAGAUGACCAAAGGUUAUUGUUAGAUCUAUUUUUAAAAUUAAUUUACUAAGGGUUCAAGAGGAGGGAGGAGUGAUCAGCAUUUUAACCAGAUUUGCAAUAUAUUUUAGUUUAGGUAAAUAUGAUUGAAUGAUUGAUUAAUUGAUGGAUGGUUCUUGGGGCAGACAUUACAUAAAUUGACCUUAUAAGCUGAAAUCAAAUUCUUUUGGCCACAUAGAUAUGAUUUAUUCUGGUGAGGUGUGUACUUUCUUGUUUUAAUAUAAGAUUUCUUUUUUAAAAGUUUUAAAACUGAAGUCUAAUCUAAAGGAAAAGUAUCCAGCAGGUUAAAAAGUGAUUGUAAUUAAAAUAGUUCCUUUUUGAUAUAACCACUGGACAUUACUUUUAAAAGGCAAACAACUAUCAAAUGAUCAACCUUUUCAAUAAUGGAGAAGUUGUCCGUUAGUGUAGAUAUCAGUGCUGUUAUGUUACAGGGUUGUUGGUUUAUUAUUUAUUAAGACUUAUUGUUAGAUAUGUAACACAGUAUGGACAGUACUAGUCAAAUGCAUAAUCAAUUUUCUAAUAAUGUAAAUAUUUCUAUGUACAUAUCACAAUAUUUUCCUCAGGUUUUUUAUUUGAGACUUGAAAUAGACACUAUGUAAUCAUAGUCUAUUAUUAGGCAUUAUAUACAUGACCUGAAACAGUAGAAAGAGUUGUACAUUUUCAUUGUCUGAUAUACUAAAAUAAUUUAUACGAAAAAUAUUAAGGGACAAACAGAGUUAGGCAUACAGCAAAAAUGUACAAAAAAAUCUUUUUCAUGGCAAAAAUAUUGAAUACUUUCAAAUCAUUCCAUUAGAUCUGUGAAUAUUUUAUCAUAAUAAUAAACAGUUUUUCUUGUUGUUAUAAUGUCAUUAUAUGCAAUUAUAGUAAUCAACACCAUUUUGUAUAUUUUUUUUCUACUAAAAAGAAGUGUUGAUUUUUUACAUGAGAUGUCUACAAUACAUAUCAAAUAUUUUUAAUAAAUUUUAUUAUCUCGUGA
This is a messenger RNA of Mytilus trossulus (common blue mussel), 5162 nucleotides long. Its product is annotated as cholinesterase 1-like. The coding region runs from base 65 to 1984 and encodes 639 amino acids. The transcript has 11 exons. Gene Ontology annotation, cellular component: synapse; plasma membrane; cell surface. NCBI's taxonomy places the organism in Eukaryota, Metazoa, Mollusca, Bivalvia, Mytilida, Mytilidae. The record is from RefSeq and is a predicted model, not a curated record. Gene Ontology annotation, molecular function: signaling receptor activity; neurexin family protein binding. Gene Ontology annotation, biological process: postsynaptic membrane assembly; presynaptic membrane assembly; neuron cell-cell adhesion.